AUGUCCGGAUCACAAAUACUAAAUGCUUAUUCUGUCGCCAAUAUAGUUCUUGUUUCACUUUUUCCGAUUACGGCUUCCUUCCCACCCUUAUGCACAUAUUUUUUUGCAGGAUCGGAAUGUGAAAUGACCUGGGAUGAACUAGAAGUCAUGGUUUUUGCUGUUAUAGUCGGUUUUAUUAAAAAUAGGAAGGCUCGACCAGGAUCCUGGCUGGAAUACACGUCUCCCUACUUUUUAUAUGUUAAGCUUGGCAGCAGCAUACUACUCUGCAGGAGAGAUAUUAAAUUAGGAUCUCUAUACAUUAUCAUGUGUAUUGUUGUAUACCUCCUGUUUCCUGAGCCAGUUUACGCUGGUCCUGAUAAAGUCGAAUACUUUAGUGAUUCCAAUAUACAAGAUGAGAUUACCAGAGAUAAAAGUAUAACAUGGUUAAUCGCAUUUUAUACACCUUGGUCCAACACAUGCGUAAGGCUAGCACCAGUAUUUGCUCAACUUUCGUUAGAAUACAAAAUAAAUACCGGCGUAAUGUCGAAACAAAUUCCAACAGUUAUUUUAUUUGAAGGCGGUAAAGAAAUUACGAGACGUCCUGCAAUAUCAGUUACUGGUAAAGUGUUAAUGCGCUUCUUCUUUACUAAGGAAAAUCUGACGUACUCAUUUGAUCUUAAUGAACUAAGCGCAAAGACUAGGGCAAAAUGCAAAACGGCGGAGCGUGAUCACACGAAACAAGAUUAA
Trichoplax adhaerens is the source of this 726-nucleotide messenger RNA. RefSeq lists its product as uncharacterized. Bases 1 to 726 code for a protein of 241 amino acids. The transcript is spliced from 7 exons. The record is from RefSeq and is a predicted model, not a curated record. NCBI's taxonomy places the organism in Eukaryota, Metazoa, Placozoa, Uniplacotomia, Trichoplacea, Trichoplacidae.